This is a messenger RNA of Colletotrichum abscissum, 918 nucleotides long. RefSeq lists its product as uncharacterized. The coding region runs from base 1 to 918 and encodes 305 amino acids. The transcript has a single exon. The record is from RefSeq and is a predicted model, not a curated record. NCBI's taxonomy places the organism in Eukaryota, Fungi, Ascomycota, Sordariomycetes, Glomerellales, Glomerellaceae.
AUGGCAGAAGAACCCACAAUCGUCCUAGAGACACACAUCUACUCGAACCCGGCAACCCUCUCCUUCUCGCCAGGCUGGACCAGAAGCUUCCACCUCCGCCUCUCCCCCUCGACAGCCACGAAAUCCCAACUCCUCUCCCUCGUCCGCGCCUCCAUCGCCCGCCUAGGCCGCGCAGACCCCAUCGUCGAGGCGCAAAUCACGCUCUACUGGACCUCCCGCACCGGCCGCGUCGUGUCAAUCCCUGGCGACGGCGGCGGCGGCGGCAGCAUGGCCACGGUCACGAUGCCCGUGUGGCAGCAGCAGCCUCCUCCCCACCUAAUGACCUUCAACGUCGGAUACCCCGCGCUCGUACAGCCUCCUCAGCCGCUGCCGCCGACGAUGAUGGAUCCGCCGAUGCCCAUGGCCAUGACAUACUCCAGCGGCGUAAACUACCUCCACCCCUACGGCAACCCUGUUAUGCAGCAGCAGCCUGCGUACCCGGCCAUCUUCCCCGCAGGACAGCAGGCUUGGAUCAUGGGAGGCGGUCCGCCCCAGCUCAGCUUCGUCAACGUUAACGUGCCCACCUCUAACAUCGGUGCUAGUGCUAGUGGUAAACCCGUGAUCUCAGACGUCAUAAGAGAAGCCCGGCUCGACACAAUCGCCGAGGGUGCGCUGGGCGGGAUGCUGGAGUGGGUUUGUGGACCUACGGGGCUCAAGUUGAUUGUCGUGGUUGACGUCGACGGGAGGGACGUUGUGCCCGUUGUUGUUUCUGCUGCUCCUGUUGCGGCUGCGGCUGUCGCCGAGACUCCUCCCACGCCUGUGGCGGCUUCCCAUUCUUCUUCCCCUGCAGCUGCCACGCCCGUCGCUCCGGCUUCGCCCACCUCCGCGCCGGCCUCGCCUGGCCCUGCUACACCUCCUCCUCCUCCGGCGACUUCCUAA